AUGGACUAUGAUUUCAAAGUCAAACUUACUAGCGAAAGAGAACGAGUCGAAGACCUGUUUGAGUACGAAGGAUGCAAAGUGGGAAGAGGCACCUACGGACAUGUUUACAAAGCAAAAAGAAAGGAUGGUAAAGAUGAUAAAGACUACGCUCUCAAGCAGAUUGAAGGCACUGGAAUUUCUAUGUCUGCAUGCAGAGAAAUUGCUCUUCUACGAGAGCUAAAACACCCCAAUGUCAUCUCACUGCAGAAGGUGUUUUUAUCACAUGCAGACCGCAAAGUGUGGCUUCUUUUUGACUAUGCUGAACAUGAUCUUUGGCACAUUAUUAAGUUCCACAGAGCAUCCAAGGCUAACAAGAAGCCGCUUCAGCUUCCAAGAGGAAUGGUUAAGUCUUUGCUUUAUCAGAUCUUGGAUGGCAUACAUUACCUGCACGCCAACUGGGUUCUUCACCGAGAUCUUAAACCAGCAAAUAUUUUAGUGAUGGGAGAAGGGCCAGAAAGGGGUAGAGUAAAGAUUGCGGACAUGGGUUUUGCCCGUCUCUUCAACUCGCCAUUAAAGCCUUUAGCUGAUCUUGAUCCUGUCGUGGUCACAUUUUGGUACAGGGCACCUGAACUCCUGCUGGGAGCUCGGCACUACACAAAAGCUAUUGACAUUUGGGCAAUUGGUUGUAUUUUUGCUGAAUUGCUGACGUCGGAGCCGAUAUUCCACUGUCGCCAAGAGGACAUUAAAACCAGUAACCCUUACCACCACGACCAACUGGACCGUAUCUUUAAUGUUAUGGGCUUUCCUGCUGACAAAGAUUGGGAGGACAUUAAAAAGAUGCCAGAGCACUCAACUUUGAUGAAAGAUUUCAGAAGAAAUACAUACACAAACUGCAGCCUAAUAAAGUACAUGGAAAAACACAAAGUAAAACCAGACAGCAAAGCAUUCCAUUUGCUACAGAAAUUAUUAACUAUGGAUCCAAUCCGUAGAAUCACAUCUGAACAGGCCAUGCAGGACCCCUACUUUUUGGAAGAGCCUUUGCCAACAUCUGAUGUGUUUGCAGGUUGUCAGAUUCCCUAUCCUAAAAGGGAAUUCCUAACUGAGGAGGAGCCAGAGGACAAGGCAGACAAGAAAAACCAGCAACAACAACAGGGAAACAACCACACAAAUGGAGCAGGACACACUGGCAACCCUGAUAAUAGCCACGCACAAGGGCCACCAUUGAAGAAAGUGCGCGUUGUUCCUCCCACCACUACCUCAGGGGGUCUUAUAAUGACCUCGGAUUACCAGCGCUCCAAUCCACAUGCUGCCUACCAGAACCCCGGACCAAGCACAUCACUGCCCCAAAGCAGCAUGGGAUACUCCUCUACCUCCCAGCAGCCUCCCCAGUACUCUCACCAGAGCCACCGCUACUGA
Knipowitschia caucasica is the source of this 1395-nucleotide messenger RNA. The record is from the annotation of a GenBank genome assembly. NCBI's taxonomy places the organism in Eukaryota, Metazoa, Chordata, Actinopteri, Gobiiformes, Gobiidae.